AUGAAGCCGACAGAGAGCAAGUUUCUCAUCAAGCAAUGCUUUCGUAGAUGCAGGAAAGCCGGUGCUAGUGUCCUAAAGAGUGCAAUCUGGGGUCACACUAGCCAUAGAUACAUGUGGUUCUGCUUUGAUGAGGAGGACUACAUCCCAAAAGAUGUCCCAAAAGGCCAUUUGGUGGUGUAUGUUGGUGAAGAUUGCAAAAGAUAUGUCAUCAAGGUUGCCUUGCUCAGCCACCCUUUGUUCAGGGCAUUGCUUGAUCACGCUGAGGAAGUGUUCCAGUUUUCCACCAACUCAAAGCUCUGCAUUCCUUGCAACGAAUGCAUUUUCCUCAGCGUUCUUUGCUGCAUCGGCGCUGAACUUGAUCAGGGGCUUCAUUAUCAUUGA
Molecule: messenger RNA, 381 nt
Organism: Prunus dulcis (almond)
Lineage: Eukaryota; Viridiplantae; Streptophyta; Magnoliopsida; Rosales; Rosaceae
Product: auxin-induced protein X15-like
Exons: 1
Coding region: 1-381 (126 amino acids)
Biological process (GO): response to auxin
Source: RefSeq, a predicted model, not a curated record